GUGAAACCGGUGCAUAUGACCGCAUGUAGCCGGACCUCCAAGUGCACAAACUCGAUGCGCACACUCACUAUGUAUAAAAUCACACCAGUAGUACUGAUACUACUUUACUUUCUAAUUCAACUGACUCAAUCACCCGAUCAAGUCAAUCAGCUCUAUCAACCCUACCAACUCAAUCAACCUUACCAGCCCAGUUAACCCAAUCAACUCCCACUAUGCUUUCACACUACUCAACCCUCUUUGUCAACCCAAAAUCUCAAGCCAACCAGCACCGUACCCAGAACAACUCUCUCUUCUUCACUAAAAGCAACAAAAAUCCCAAAUCAACAACCAAGAAACCAAAAGACACUCACAAAACCCGAGAUCUCGUAUCUCGCUACUUAUCCUCCCCUCGCAUCUCUUCCAUCUUCCAUCCAACACGCAAACCUAACCCCAAGUCUCUCCUUAAGCCACAAAACUACUCUAUGGGGGCCCGCUGCUCUCCCCACAAAAACACGCGGGGCGCUCGUAGUAGUACGGGGCAACCGGAGUGGUACGUGACGUACCGCGCUAUCAUGGACGAGGAAGAAAAGAGAGUGAAGAGAGUGCGCAAGGAGGAAGAUAGAGCGUGGGAGAAGGAGGUGAGGAGGGAUAAGGAGAAGUAUGCGAGAGAUACGUUGGGGAAGGAGGGUGUGUUUGCGGAUGUCUUUGUGUUGUUGGGGUGAUAGGGAAAGACAGUGGUAGUGAUUGUCUGUUGGGCUGGAACUGAUCUGAUAAAAGCGGAAGAGAUGCAUACAGGG
This is a messenger RNA of Bipolaris sorokiniana ND90Pr, 776 nucleotides long. RefSeq lists its product as uncharacterized. Bases 213 to 701 code for a protein of 162 amino acids. The transcript has a single exon. The record is from RefSeq and is a predicted model, not a curated record. Lineage: Eukaryota; Fungi; Ascomycota; Dothideomycetes; Pleosporales; Pleosporaceae.